AUGAAGGAAAUUGAAGCACUCCUGGCGAAAAUACGUGAAGGCGCUUACGUCAAGGGCCCGGAUGUGUCAGAAUACAAAAUCGCAAUCCUCUGUGCACUGAGAGACGAGAUAAUUGCCACAUGCUCGUUCCUAGAGGAGAGGUACGAUCCUGAAUCCAUAGAUGUGGACGCAAGAGACUUCAAUCGCUAUAAGCUAGGAAAGUUGGCUGGGCGCUACGUGGUAGUAGUUCAGAUGCCCGAGACGGGCAAGUCACCGGCUACCGCAACGGCUACCCAUCUGGCCAGGACGUUUGAGAAUGUAAAGCUUCUGCUGAUGGUCGGUAUUGGGGGUGGGAUUCCGGUCGAACAAGAUCGAGUUCGUGUCCAUGUUGGCGAUGUCGUUGUGAGCAGUCCACAAGGCAGAUUUGGGGCAGUGUUCGAGCAUGACAGGGGGAAAGCUCACUCGGGCGGUGUCUUUGAGCAUACAGGCCAUUUAAAUAACCCGCCACCGUUUGCUAUCAGCAUAGCGAAUGAUCUUGAUAUGCAGCUUUCUGAAAACCUCGACCUGCUUGAAAAAAUGCGCUGGAAAAUCUCACUGAGGAGGACAGACCCCGAUUUAAGAGACCAUCAAAGUCCCUGGACAGGCUCUACAAGUCAUCCUUCCCCCACCCCAUCAAAGGGAAGUCGUGUAAAGAAGUCUGCCCUGAGUUACACGUGGAGUCGUGGCAUCACCGAGACCGAGAAGUGGCCAGAGCACAUUUAG
Molecule: messenger RNA, 741 nt
Organism: Clonostachys byssicola
Lineage: Eukaryota; Fungi; Ascomycota; Sordariomycetes; Hypocreales; Bionectriaceae
Source: the annotation of a GenBank genome assembly